CAAAAUCAGAGCAACCAAACAGUAACACUACACUUUGAGAAGUGUGAGAAAUGAGAAUAAUAAGUUGCCAUGGAUAUUCACUUCGUUUACUAUCGUCGCUGUGCGUGGCUUCAAUCUUCGUCGUUAUGAUUCUCUCAAGCCAUUUCUGUGAGCUCAUGAGAACGUUCUACGCUAAUUCCAAGUCCACCGAGUACUCAGUUCCAAUGCUUGAGUUACAGCAAAAGCUCACCACCACUCACGAUCAUGUCACACCUCUCCGUUCCGAUUCUACCACUACUACUACUGCUUUCAACCUCAACCGAACCGUACCAAGAAUAAUUAGAAAGAAAGCGAAACUGAGCGGAGAGAAAGAGCUUGAACUAGGAUUAGCGCGAGCACGAGCUUCGAUUCGAAGAGCCACCGCAGCUUCAAAGCGCAACAGCUCUGCAAAGUCCCUCAACGCCACCGGUUUCGUCCCCUCCGAUCGUGUUUAUCGUAACCCCGCCGCUUUUUACCAGAGCUACAUGGAGAUGGAGAGAAGAUUCAAAGUUCACGUGUACACAGAAGGCGAGCCACCGAUAGCCCACGAUGGACCAUGCAAAGACAUCUAUAGCAUGGAAGGGAGGUUCAUCCAUGAGAUGGAGCAAGGAGCCGUGGCUAAGAGGUUCAAGACCAAGGAUCCACAAAGGGCCCAUGUUCACUUCAUGCCCUUCAGCGUGACUUGGAUGGUCAGAUACCUUUACACACCUCUCUCUCACGACAUAGCCCCAUUAAGGUGGUUUGUCUCUGAUUAUGUCAGACUCGUUUCUACCAAGUACCCGUUUUGGAAUAGAACCCGUGGUGCUGACCACUUCAUGCUUGCUUGUCAUGAUUGGGGUCCCCAUGCAUCAAAGGGUAACCCUUUCCUCUACAACACAUCCAUCCGAGUCCUUUGCAAUGCCAACACCUCCGAAGGUUUCAACCCCCAAAAAGACGUUAGCCUCCCAGAAAUACACCUCUAUGGUGGCAAUGUAUCCCCCAAACUACUCACUCCCCCACCAGACAAUGCCUCACGUCCCUAUCUUGCUUUCUUUGCCGGCGGAAUCCACGGCCCGAUCCGACCCAUAUUACUAAACCAUUGGAAAAACCGUGACAAUGUUCUGCGUGUCUAUGAGUACCUGUCCAAAGACUUGGACUACGACUCCUUUAUGCUUCAGUCUAAGUUCUGUCUAUGCCCUAGUGGGCAUGAAGUGGCCAGCCCAAGAAUUGUGGAAGCCAUUUAUGCCGAAUGUGUGCCUGUGAUUUUGUCACAGAAUUAUGUGUUGCCCUUCAGUGAUGUAUUGAAGUGGGAGGAAUUUUCGAUUCAGGUUGAUGUGUCGGAUAUCCCAAGACUGAAGAAUGUGUUGAGGGCAGUUCCGGAAGAGAAGUAUAGGAGGCUUAAGGAGGGAUUAAGGGUUGUGAGGAGGCAUUUUGUGUUGAACCAGCCACCUAAAAGAUUUGAUGUUUUUCAUAUGAUUUUACACUCUGUAUGGCUUAGGAGAUUAAAUGUAAAACUUGACUAG
This is a messenger RNA of Quercus lobata, 1520 nucleotides long. Its product is annotated as Exostosin family protein. The transcript has 4 exons. The record is from RefSeq and is a predicted model, not a curated record. The coding region runs from base 51 to 1520 and encodes 489 amino acids. Lineage: Eukaryota; Viridiplantae; Streptophyta; Magnoliopsida; Fagales; Fagaceae. Gene Ontology annotation, molecular function: glycosyltransferase activity.